Molecule: messenger RNA, 1590 nt
Organism: Penaeus indicus
Lineage: Eukaryota; Metazoa; Arthropoda; Malacostraca; Decapoda; Penaeidae
Product: surface protein-like
Exons: 2
Coding region: 1-1590 (529 amino acids)
Biological process (GO): regulation of osteoblast differentiation; cell differentiation
Cellular component (GO): nucleoplasm
Source: RefSeq, a predicted model, not a curated record
AUGCAAAUGGCAAUGAUCCGGUUGAUGAUGAUCAGGACGUUGCCGGAAGAGACGGACAUCCAGAACGACUUACGACCUGCUUUUGGACGACCCGAGUUGAGUGAACUCUCUCGAGAUCAGAAAACAGCUGAAACAGAUCGGAAUACAGCUGAAACAGAUCAGAAAACAGCUGAAACAGAUCGGAAUACAGCUGAAACAGAUCAGAAAACAGCUGAAACAGAUCGGAAUACAGCUGAAACAGAUCAGAAAACAGCUGAAACAGAUCGGAAUACAGCUGAAACAGAUCAGAAAACAGCUGAAACAGAUCGGAAUACAGCUGAAACAGAUCAGAAAACAGCUGAAACAGAUCGGAAUACAGCUGAAACAGAUCAGAAAACAGCUGAAACAGAUCGGAAUACAGCUGAAACAGAUCAGAAAACAGCUGAAACAGAUCGGAAUACAGCUGAAACAGAUCAGAAAACAGCUGAAACAGAUCGGAAUACAGCUGAAACAGAUCAGAAAACAGCUGAAACAGAUCGGAAUACAGCUGAAACAGAUCAGAAAACAGCUGAAACAGAUCGGAAUACAGCUGAAACAGAUCAGAAAACAGCUGAAACAGAUCGGAAUACAGCUGAAACAGAUCAGAAAACAGCUGAAACAGAUCGGAAUACAGCUGAAACAGAUCAGAAUACAGCUGAAACAGAUCGGAAUACAGAAGAAACAGCUCGAAAUACAGAUGAAACAGAUCAGAAUAAAGCUGAAACAGAUCGGAAUACAGAAGAAACAGAUCGGAAUACAGAUGAAACAGAUCAGAAUAAAGCUGAAACAGAUCGGAAUACAGAUGAAACAGAUCAGAAUAAAGCUGAAACAGAUCAGAAUAAAGCUGAAACAGAUCGAAAUAUAGAUGAAACCGAUCAGAAUACAGAAGAAACAGAUCGGAAUACAGAAGAAACAGAUCGGAAUACAGAAGAAACAGAUCAGAAUAAAGCUGAAAAAGAUCGAAAUAUAGAUGAAACCGAUCAGAAUACAGAAGAAACAGAUCGGAAUACAGAUGAAACAGAUCAGAAUAAAGCUGAAACAGAUCGGAAUACAGAAGAAACAGAUCGGAAUACAGAUGAAACAGAUCAGAAUAAAGCUGAAACAGAUCGGAAUACAGAUGAAACAGAUCAGAAUAAAGCUGAAACAGAUCGGAAUAAAGCUGAAACAGAUCAGAAUACAGCUGAAACAGAUCAGAAUACAGCUGAAACAGAUCAGAAUAAAGCUGAAACAGAUCAGGAUACAGCUGAAACAGAUCAGAAUAAAGCUGAAACAGAUCAGGAUACAGCUGAAACAGAUCAGAAUAAAGCUGAAACAGAUCAGGAUACAGCUGAAACAGAUCAGAAUAAAGCUGAAACAGAUCAGGAUACAGCUGAAACAGAUCAGAAUAAAGCUGAAACAGAUCAGGAUACAGCUGAAACAGAUCGGAAUACAGCUGAAACAGAUCGGAAUACAGAAGAAACAGCUCGAAAUACAGAUGAAACCGAUCAGAAUACAGAUAAAACAGCUCAAAAUGUAGAUAAAACAGUUCAUAUUAUAGCUGAAACAGAUCAGAAUACGUUUCAAAAAGAUUAG